CGGCGGGCGCACGAGCGGCGGCGGAGCGGGGGCCGCGGGCUCGGCGAGUUGACGACAUGCUAAUCGCGUUCAACAACACAGCCAACCUCACAGACCUGGCGCUCGGCCCAGACCUCCCCACCAGCCCCUACAGCCUCGCCCAGAAGAUUGUCAUCGCCAUCAUCGCCAGCGUCCUCUCAGUGCUCACCGUCGUCGGCAACUCCUUGGUCAUGAUCAGCUUCAAGAUCGACAAGCAGCUGCAGACGAUCAGCAACUACUUCCUUUUCUCGCUGGCGGUAGCCGACUUCGCUGUCGGUCUCAUAUCGAUGCCCCUCUUCACGAUGUUCACAAUUUAUGGCUACUGGCCGCUCGGGCCGCACGUUUGCGACACCUGGCUCGCGCUGGACUAUCUCGCCUCCAACGCAUCAGUGCUCAACCUCCUUAUCAUAAGUUUCGAUAGGUAUUUCAGUGUUACGAGACCUUUAACGUAUAGGGCUAAAAGGACUACACGGCGCGCCACUGUGAUGAUAGGAGGGGCGUGGGGAUUUAGCUUAUUACUCUGGCCUCCAUGGAUUUAUGCCUGGCCGUAUAUAGAUGGCGAGAGGAAAGUGCCUCCGAAUGAGUGUUACAUCCAGUUUAUAGAGACUAAUCAGUUUAUUACGUUCGGGACGGCCAUUGCGGCGUUUUAUGUGCCAGUGACAGUUAUGUGUAUAUUAUAUUACAAGAUUUGGAGGGAGACGAAAAAGCGACAGAAGGAUUUGCCAAAUCUUCAAGGCGGGAAGAAACACGACUCGUCGAAAAGAUCGAAUUCAAGUGACGAGACACGAGAAAUCGACGCACGCGCUCGCUCGGAGUCUGGUGAUGCGGACUCCGUUUAUCACGUCAGAGGGGCUUUGGAUCCUCGAUGGCGUGAUUUUCAGAGCGGAAAGUGUCAAAGUCGUCUACGCGGUUGGGCAGCAGUCACAAACUGGUGCGUGGCGUGGUGGCACUCAGGAAGAGAAGACGUUGAAGACACGGAGCCUGAAGAGGAGCCUUCUGAUCUUGGCUACGCUACUCCUGUCUCUGUAGAAACGCCACUACAGAGUACGGUUUCUAGAUGUACAUCGUUGAAUGUAAUCAGAGAUCCCUUCGCGGGGCGAGGAGGUUCCGGAGGCUCUAACGCAGACGGAGGUACUUCCCCUCUUAGACGAACUUUUGAGCCUCCAGCUAUUCCCAGCGCACGGGAUAGUCGCUCCUUGCCACCAAACACUAGAAUCAAUACAGCUACCUCACCAGCACCAAAAUCUGCGUCUGCUGACUCAGUCUACACUAUUGUUAUAAGACUACCAGAUGCAGAUACAGAAAGACCCAGCAUCAAAAUGAUCACGGAAGAAUCCCCACCUGCCAACGCGCGAGUAUAUCGUCCUCCCGCAAGAGGUGAUUCCGAACUAAAUCUACACCCAGCUGGCCAUGCUGGUCUUUCAAGAAGAACGUCUCAUAUACAAGACGUUAGAAUACCCUUAAAUGCCAAAAUUAUACCUAAACAAUUAGCCGGUAAAGGCAUUACAACGAAACAACCGAAGAAGAAAAAGACACAAGAGAAAAAACAAGAAACGAAGGCUGCGAAGACGUUAUCCGCUAUUCUUCUAUCGUUCAUUAUAACGUGGACUCCUUAUAAUAUUCUUGUGCUAUUAAAACCUUUAACUGCGUGUGCUAAGUGUAUCCCGGAUGAACUUUGGUCGUUCUUCUAUGCUUUGUGUUACAUUAAUUCAACUAUAAAUCCCGUGUGUUAUGCUCUGUGCAAUGCAACGUUUAGAAGAACAUAUGUUAGAAUUUUAACAUGUAAAUGGCAUAAUAGAAAUAGAGAAGCAAUGACUAGAGGAGUGUAUAACUGAGGAAUAUGAAAGUGUUUAUUUUCUUUCUCAAAAGCGGGCCAUAGACGGACCGCAGUAUGCAGUCAAGACCGACUGCAAUAUGUGGUUUGCUCAGGAACUGCUCGAGCGGUCCGUGUAUUGCGAAUAUGAAUUUAGUACAGAAACUGCAGAUCGCCGUGCGGCGACCGCAUAUUGCAGUCGGUCUUGACUGCAUAAUGCGGUCCGUCUAUGGCCCGCUUAAAAGUAUCAAGAUUCAAAAUUGCCCAAUCUUGAUACUUGAUAAUUUAAUACUUUGUAAAGUUGCUCUAAAUCUUUAGUCAAGUCAAGCUUCGUACAUUUUGAAUCAAUGAAAGCAUUUAUUUCAGUACCUGUAUUCUUAUUUUGUUAGUGAGUUUAUCGUCCCGUCCAAGAGCAAUUUGUUUAAAGUUUGAAUAUUAAUUUAUUAACUAUAAUUAUUAUUAUUCUGUUAUAAGAAGGUGGAUUUUGAGGGAAAGUCAUAAAACGUUAGGUAGGCAACAUUUAAAGAUCAUUGUAAUAAGUAAUUUAAAUCUAGUCUUCUUUUUCUAGUCGAAUAUUAUGGUGUCUCGGUACUGCGUGAGCUUUUAGAGUAAAUGUUGACGAAUUUAGAAGCAAGUACUUUUUGUAAGUUUUACUACAUUCUUUUAAGUGACGAGGAAGCCAAAUAACCGUAUUUAUUUUAUAUAGAUAGUUCAAAGUUAAAUAAAUUUCAUUUUUAACUUUUAUCAACCAAUGUGCCAACAUGUAUCUACGUUGUACAAAUGCCAAAAGUUAAAAUUAAGAGAGAAGAGAGCCUUGUUUGAUGUUUUAUUUAAUAAAUAUAGGUAUUUAUAUUGUAAGCAAUAACAUAAUUACUUUAGAUUUGAAGAGAUCUCGUAUAUCAAUUUGCGACUUUUUCAGUCUAAUACAACGAUAAAAAAUCUUUAUAACCAAACCAAUAUAGUUCCAUAUAAUCGAACUUAUAACGAAACUCAAAUCAAUAGCGUAGCGCAUAUUAUAAUUGAAUCGAUGAUUUUUAUACAUUUUACUAGACAAUAUUAAUGCACUAAGAGGACAUAAAUAAAAAUUGGGAAUUACCCGAAAAUUUAAGUGCUUUUUAGAUACGUCUAGUAUAAUACAUAAAACUCAUUGUUUUAUACGAUUGUGUAUAUAAAUGUAACAUUUGUUUUUAACAGUUUUUUU
This is a messenger RNA of Pieris napi, 3032 nucleotides long. RefSeq names its product muscarinic acetylcholine receptor DM1 (gene mAChR-A). Gene Ontology annotation, cellular component: synapse; dendrite; plasma membrane. Bases 57 to 1853 code for a protein of 598 amino acids. The transcript has 4 exons. Gene Ontology annotation, biological process: adenylate cyclase-inhibiting G protein-coupled acetylcholine receptor signaling pathway; chemical synaptic transmission; G protein-coupled receptor signaling pathway, coupled to cyclic nucleotide second messenger. Gene Ontology annotation, molecular function: G protein-coupled acetylcholine receptor activity; G protein-coupled serotonin receptor activity. NCBI's taxonomy places the organism in Eukaryota, Metazoa, Arthropoda, Insecta, Lepidoptera, Pieridae. The record is from RefSeq and is a predicted model, not a curated record.